UUUAACGUAUUUAGUCUGCGACAAACGUCACACUACAAAAGUACACCACAGACCGACGAGGAAAACUCUGCAUAACGAAUCGUUUCACCUCCAUACAGAAGAACUUUAAGCUUUCAUAAGACAUAUUUUGUUUUGUGUCUAAUCGACAGGAGUUUUGAUCCUCGAGAUGUCUCUGGCGGACGAGCUCCUGGCAGACCUGGAAGAGGCUGGAGAUGAGGGGGAGGAUGGGCUGUAUCCAGAGGGAGAGGAGGGGGAGAGUGAUGGAGAGGCAACUGUGGGAAGGACAGAAGGAGGGCUGGAAGACAUUCCAGAGGAGAUGGAGGUGGACUACAGUAAAGCUGAGAGUGUUACGUCCAUCGCCAAGCUCCGCAAUAGCAAACAGUUUUCAGAGAUCAUUGACAAAAUUUCAGGAUAUAUUGGAAAGCAGCGUAAGAACUCAGAGGUCUCAGGUCCAGUUGAAGCUGAUCCAGAAUACAGACUGAUCGUAGCAGCCAAUAACCUCACAGUAGAGAUCGACAAUGAGCUCAAUAUCAUUCACAAGUUUACCAGGGAUAAAUAUUCCAAGAGGUUUCCAGAGCUCGAGUCGCUGGUUCCUGAUUCUUUAGAUUACAUUCGCACAGUCAAGGAACUGGGGAACAAUCUGGAGAAAUGCAAGAACAAUGAAACUCUGCAGCAAAUCCUCACCAACGCCACUAUUAUGGUUGUCAGCGUCACAGCCUCAACCACACAGGGGUCAAUGCUAAGUGAAGAUGAACUGAAGCAACUGGAGGAGGCGUGUGAUAUGGCCCUGGAGCUGAACCAGUCUAAACACAGGAUAUAUGAAUACGUAGAGUCCAGAAUGUCAUUCAUUGCCCCAAAUCUGUCCAUCAUUGUCGGAGCGUCAACAGCUGCAAAGAUCAUGGGUAUCGCUGGCGGCCUCACUAAUCUCUCAAAGAUGCCGGCCUGUAACCUGAUGCUGCUGGGAGCUCAGAGGAGAACCCUGUCCGGUUUCAGCAGCACGUCGCUGCUUCCCCACACGGGCUUCAUCUACCACUGUGAUGUGGUGCAGUCACUACCACCUGACCUCAGGAGGAAAGCAGCCCGUCUGGUGGCUGCGAAGUGCACGCUGGCUGCCCGAGUGGACAGCUUCCAUGAGAGUUCAGAUGGCAAGGUUGGCUACGAUCUAAAAGAAGAGAUAGAGAGGAAGUUUGAUAAAUGGCAGGAGCCUCCACCAGUGAAGCAGGUCAAACCGCUGCCAGCCCCACUGGAUGGACAGAGGAAGAAGAGAGGAGGAAGGAGGUAUCGAAAGAUGAAGGAGCGUCUUGGGCUGACGGAGAUCAGGAAACACGCCAAUAGGAUGACCUUUGCAGAGAUUGAAGAUGAUGCGUAUCAAGAGGAUCUGGGCUUCAGUCUGGGUCAGCUGGGGAAGAGCGGCAGCGGGCGCGUCAGGCAGGCUCAGGUCAACGAGGCCACCAAGGCCAGAAUCUCCAAAUCCCUCCAGAGGACGUUGCAGAAGCAGAGCAUGACAUACGGAGGAAAGUCGACAGUCAGAGAUCGCUCUUCAGGAACCAGCUCCAGUGUCGCGUUCACUCCUCUGCAGGGGCUGGAGAUCGUGAACCCACAGGCUGCAGAGAAGAAGGUGGCUGAAGCCAACCAGAAAUAUUUCUCUAAUAUGGCAGAGUUCCUCAAAGUCAAGAAGGAAGCUAAGAUGUGAAACACACACACACACACACACACACACACAAACUCACUAACUCACAGACUCGGUCAUCCCGCACGAGGACAGUUGCACUCAACACUGCAAAGUGAUAGUAUAUUUUUCAAAUUCGUCUGACGUUGUGCUUUGUCCUGUAUUUAGUUUUUACUUUUUGGUUUUUGGUUUUUACAUUUAAAUAAAAUAUGUGAACAUUUCA
This is a messenger RNA of Xiphias gladius (swordfish), 1892 nucleotides long. RefSeq names its product PRP31 pre-mRNA processing factor 31 homolog (yeast) (gene prpf31). Gene Ontology annotation, biological process: mRNA splicing, via spliceosome; spliceosomal tri-snRNP complex assembly. The record is from RefSeq and is a predicted model, not a curated record. Bases 167 to 1693 code for a protein of 508 amino acids. The transcript has 14 exons. Gene Ontology annotation, cellular component: U4/U6 x U5 tri-snRNP complex; U4 snRNP; precatalytic spliceosome. NCBI's taxonomy places the organism in Eukaryota, Metazoa, Chordata, Actinopteri, Istiophoriformes, Xiphiidae.